Clavispora lusitaniae ATCC 42720 is the source of this 1095-nucleotide messenger RNA. RefSeq lists its product as uncharacterized. NCBI's taxonomy places the organism in Eukaryota, Fungi, Ascomycota, Pichiomycetes, Serinales, Metschnikowiaceae. The record is from RefSeq and is a predicted model, not a curated record.
AUGGAAGAUUCUGCGAAGAGUAGUAGUGUGCAUGAAACCAGUGGCAAGGUUCCCCAUGUUUUCGCAUCUUUCCAUAUAUAUAGAGACCCUUAUCCGAAUGCGCAUCUCACCACCUUUGGUUUAAUCAACAUGUGUGGAAAGAACGGAAAGAAAGAUGAAUUGGAAGUGAAGCCAUCCACUGAAUUGUCACCAUUUGAUGACGACAUAAACCAGAUUUUUGACAGAGUCGGUAACUUCACGAACCAACUAGCAGACUUCACCAAGAAAGUUGUGGGUCAAACACACAACUUUGCAAAGAAUUACGAUUUCCCUUCAUGGAUGAGCGAGUCAAAGGGAGAGACAGAAUCCUUCAUGAACAGACCUUAUCAAGAAAGAGAUCCCGAUUUGUUUUUCGGCAAACAUCCUUUUGAAACGUUUGAUCCCUUCAAUUUCUUUUCUGAUUUCAAAAGACGUACCCCUUUUGGAAUCCGUUCCCAUGGCCAACCCUCAGUAAGAGAAUAUAAUGACUGCCUUCGAAAAGAUGGUGAAUCAUUGUGGGAUUCUAAUGGUUACUGGAGAUGUCUUUUCCCCAACAAGGAGGUUCCUGUUGCUUUGUUAGACUACAAGAAGGCCCAUUUGAGCAAUGAAAUCUUAACUAAAGAAGAUUUUACUGACGCAGCAAAGGAAUCAUCGGGCAAGAACGUUGUUGAUUUGGGACCCAAGGGCGUCUUUUUCAAACAGUUCAACGACUACUUGAAUUGGAAGAACUCUGAGUACGAAAGUGUUCGCAAACGGAGAGAAGAAGCCAUAAAGAAGGCCAAUGAAGAGAGAGAACACUGGAAACAAUUACACGACUCUCAGUCACAGUCUAUGACCACUCUGGGUAAUGAUUCUCUGAAGAAAGCUGUGGUAUCUCUUUCAGUGCAGACGUCUAUGGAUACAGACACCGACAAGAAUGAAACAGUAUUAAGAGAGGUUAGAACUCAAGUAUUUGACGAUGGCACCUUUACAACAACUAACAUCACGAAAUCCAAACCUAUCGGAUCGAAGGAGUGGACCACCGUCAAAGAAGAUACUCAUGAAGAUUCCAAAAAGGGUUGGUUUUGGAACAAAUGA